Molecule: messenger RNA, 4728 nt
Organism: Penicillium paradoxum
Lineage: Eukaryota; Fungi; Ascomycota; Eurotiomycetes; Eurotiales; Aspergillaceae
Product: pentafunctional protein ARO1
Exons: 3
Coding region: 1-4728 (1575 amino acids)
Biological process (GO): aromatic amino acid biosynthetic process; chorismate biosynthetic process
Cellular component (GO): cytoplasm
Molecular function (GO): shikimate 3-dehydrogenase (NADP+) activity; 3-dehydroquinate synthase activity; 3-dehydroquinate dehydratase activity
Source: RefSeq, a predicted model, not a curated record
AUGUCCGAACCCACAAAAAUCAGCAUCUUGGGCAAGGAGAGUAUUGUCGCUGAUUUCGGCCUUUGGCGCAAUUUUGUCGCGAAGGACCUGAUCAGUGGCUUGUCCUCGACGACCUACGUUCUCAUUACCGAUACCAAUCUCGGAUCCCUCUAUACCGCUUCUUUCCAAAAGACCUUCGAGGCUGCCGCCGCCUCCGUCACCCCAGCCCCGCGGCUCCUCGUCCACCAUGCCGCCCCCGGAGAAAGCUCCAAGUCCCGGCAAACCAAGGCCGAUAUUGAAGAUUGGAUGUUGAGCCAGAACCCGCCAUGUGGGAGAGAUACAGUUAUUAUUGCAUUGGGCGGUGGUGUGAUUGGUGAUUUGACCGGAUUUGUUGCAGCAACCUACAUGCGUGGUGUGCGAUUCGUGCAGGUCCCGACCACACUGCUUGCCAUGGUGGACUCUUCAAUCGGAGGAAAGACCGCCAUUGACACUCCGCUUGGUAAGAACCUUAUCGGUUCUAUCUGGCAACCAUCAAGAAUCUACAUUGAUCUUGAAUUCCUCGAGACCCUCCCCGUCCGCGAGUUUAUUAACGGCAUGGCCGAAGUCAUUAAAACCGCUGCCAUUUCGAGCGAAGAGGAGUUCACUGCUUUGGAGGAUAACGCGGAUUUGAUUCUGGCAGCUGUUCGCAGCGAGCCUCAGCCCGGCCAAGGCCGCUUUGAUAGCAUUCGGGAUAUCCUGAAGGCUAGAAUCCUGGCAUCGGCACGUCACAAGGCGUACGUUGUCUCCGAAGAUGAGCGUGAGGGCGGUCUUCGCAACCUGCUCAACUGGGGCCACUCUAUCGGACAUGCCAUUGAAGCUAUUCUUACCCCCCAGAUCCUUCACGGCGAAUGUGUCGCGAUCGGUAUGGUGAAGGAGGCAGAGCUUGCGAGACACUUGGGCAUCCUGAAGGGUGUCGCCGUUGCUCGCGUGGUCAAGUGCAUCACAGCCUACGGCUUGCCCACUUCCAUGAAGGAUCCACGGGUUCGUAAGUUGACUGCUGGUAAGCACUGCUCUGUGGAUCAAUUGCUGUUCAACAUGGCUUUGGACAAGAAGAAUGAUGGCCCCAAGAAGAAGGUUGUCCUUCUGUCGGCGAUUGGCCGUACCCAUGAACCCAAGGCCAGUGUUGUCUCUAAUGAGGAUAUUGGUGUUGUUCUUGCUCCUAGCGUUGAAGUUUACCCAGGAGUGCCAAAGUCACUUAAUAGUAUCUCUAACCGUGCCCUUGUGCUUGCUGCGCUUGGUUCUGGAACCUGCCGUAUCAAGAACCUGUUGCACUCCGAUGACACUGAGGUCAUGUUGAAUGCCUUGGAGCGUCUCGGUGCGGCAACAUUUUCUUGGGAAGAGGAGGGUGAGGUUCUUGUUGUGAACGGCAAGGGCGGAAAGAUUGUCGCAAGCCCUUCGCCUUUGUACCUGGGUAACGCCGGUACUGCCUCUAGAUUCCUUACCACCGUGGCUACUCUCGCUACUCCCAGCAGUGUCGACUCAAGUGUUUUGACUGGUAAUAACCGCAUGAAGCAAAGACCCAUUGGCGACCUUGUCGACGCACUCACUGCCAAUGGAGCCGAUGUCGAGUACAUGGAGAGCAAGGGAUGUUUGCCUCUUAAGAUUGCUGCUUCUGGAGGCUUCGCGGGAGGAAAGAUCAACCUGGCCGCUAAGGUUUCCUCCCAGUACGUCUCUUCGCUCCUCAUGUGCGCCCCGUACGCCAAGGAGCCAGUGACCUUGAAGCUGGUCGGCGGCAAGCCCAUCUCGCAACCCUACAUCGACAUGACCACUGCGAUGAUGAGAUCUUUCGGCAUUGACGUGAAGAAGUCAACCACCGAGGAGCACACUUACCACAUCCCUCAGGCCCAAUACGUGAAUCCUGCCGAGUACGUUGUGGAGAGUGACGCAAGCUCUGCAACCUAUCCUUUGGCCAUCGCUGCCGUUACUGGCACCACCUGCACCGUCCCUAACAUUGGUUCUAAGUCCCUUCAGGGCGAUGCCCGUUUCGCCGUGGAUGUGCUCCGGCCUAUGGGAUGCUCUGUUGUGCAGACUGAUCACUCUACCACCGUUACUGGACCUGCCGAUGGUAUUCUGCGGCCACUUCCUAAUGUCGACAUGGAGCCCAUGACCGAUGCCUUCCUUGGUGCGUCAGUUCUCGCGGCUAUUGCCCGGGGUAAGGACUCAAACCACACGACCCGUAUCUACGGUAUUGCGAACCAGCGCGUCAAGGAGUGCAACCGUAUCAAGGCCAUGAAAGACGAGCUGGCCAAAUUCGGUGUGGUCUGCCGUGAGCAUGACGACGGUCUUGAGAUCGAUGGUAUCGAUCGUUCCACCCUUCGCCAGCCCGCCGGUGGUGUUUUCUGUUACGAUGAUCACCGGGUCGCGUUCAGUUUCAGUGUUCUUUCUCUGAUCACUCCCCAGCCUACUCUCGUCCUUGAGAGAGAAUGUGUGGGCAAAACCUGGCCGGGUUGGUGGGAUACCCUCAAGCAAAUGUGGGACGUAAAGCUUGCGGGCAAAGAACUCAAGGAAGAUGAACAUGCUGCCUCGGGCGGCGAGGAGCGUAGCAACGCCUCUGUCUUCAUCAUUGGUAUGCGUGGCGCUGGAAAGACCACCGCUGGCAACUGGGUUGCCAAGACCCUUGAUCGCCAGUUCAUUGAUCUUGACACAGAGCUUGAAACAUCCGAGGGUAUUACUAUUCCCGAGAUAAUCAAGGCUCGUGGCUGGGAAGGUUUCAGAGACGCAGAACUGGCUAUGCUCAAGCGCGUCUUGAAAGACCGUCCUACUGGCUACGUCUUCGCCUGCGGCGGAGGUGUUGUCGAAAUGCCCGAAGCACGGAAGCUCCUCACUGACUACCACAAGAACAAGGGCAAUGUUCUUCUCAUCAUGCGCAACAUCAACCUGGUGAUGGACUUCCUUCAGAUCGAUAAGACUCGCCCUGCCUACGUAGAGGACAUGAUGGGCGUGUGGCUGCGACGUAAGCCUUGGUUCCAGGAGUGCAGUAACAUCCAGUACUACAGCCAGCACUCUAGCUCAACAGAGCUGGCUCUUGCCUCAGAGGACUUCAGCCGCUUCAUGCGGGUGGUCACCGGCCAAGUAGACAGCCUUAGUCUCAUUAAGAAGAAGCAGCACAGCUUCUUCGUCUCAUUGACCCUGCCUGAUCUGAAGCCAUCCGGUGAUAUCAUUACUGAAGCUUGUGUUGGAUCCGAUGCCGUGGAACUACGGGUUGAUCUGUUGAAGGACCCUGCAGUCGAUGGCGAUAUUCCCUCGAUUGACUACGUCAACGAGCAACUAUCCAUCCUUCGCCGCUGUACCAACCUGCCGAUCAUCUUCACCAUCCGUACUAAGAGCCAAGGAGGCCGCUUCCCUGAUGACGCCCACGAUGCUGCCAUGCAGCUCUACCAACUGGCAUUCCGCUCUGGAUGCGAGUUCGUGGACCUUGAGAUCGCGUUCCCCGACGCAAUGCUCCGUGCUGUUACCGAAAUGAAAGGUUACUCCAAGAUCAUCGCCUCCCACCACGAUCCUAAAGGCACACUUUCGUGGUCCAACAUGUCCUGGAUUCCCUCCUACAACCGUGCUUUGGAGUACGGCGAUAUGAUCAAACUCGUCGGUGUUGCCAACACCUUGGAUGACAACACUGCUCUUCGGAAGUUCAAGACCUGGGCUGACCAGGCUCACGAUGUGCCUCUAAUUGCUAUCAACAUGGGCGACAGUGGCCAGCUCAGCCGUAUCCUUAAUGGCUUCAUGACUCCGGUCUCUCAUCCCAGCCUCCCCUUCAAGGCUGCGCCUGGUCAGCUGUCCGCUGCAGAGAUUCGCCGUGGUCUUUCCCUGAUGGGUGAGAUCAAGGCCAAGAAGUUCGCCAUCUUCGGUUCCCCCGUCGCGGGCUCACGCUCUCCCGCUCUCCACAACACCCUCUUCAGCACAAUGGGUCUUCCCCACGAAUACUCACGUCUGGAGACCACCAACGUCGGAGACGUUAAGGACUUCAUUCACGCCGCCGACUUCGGCGGUGCCUCGGUUACCAUCCCCCUCAAGCUAGACAUCAUGCCUCUGCUCGACGAAGUUGCUCCGGAGGCUGAAAUCAUCGGCGCCGUCAACACCAUCGUGCCUGUCCCCAACGGCGACAAGCCCCCUCGUCUGAUCGGUUACAACACCGACUGGCAAGGUAUGGUCCGGUGCCUGCGCAAUGCAAACGUUUACGGCUCCGCCGGUAACGAGAGCGCCCUGGUCAUCGGUGGCGGCGGUACCGCCCGUGCUGCCAUCUUCGCCCUCCACGACAUGGGCUUCUCCCCCAUCUACGUUGUGGGCCGCAGCGCCAGCAAGCUCGAGAGCAUGGUCUCGACCUUCCCUACCAACUACAACAUCCGCAUCGUAGACAACCACGCCCAGCUUGAGACCGUGCCCCAGGUUGCCAUCGGCACUAUCCCCGCCGACCGUCCCAUCGACCCUGCCAUGCGCGAGACGCUCUGCAACAUGUUCCAGCGCACUCAGGAGAUCGACGGUACUACCAUCGGCAAGACUACCCAUGCCAGCCAGCACCGUGUUCUCCUCGAGAUGGCCUACAAGCCUUCCAUCACUGCACUGAUGCAGCUUGCUGCUGAUGCCAGCUGGACCACCAUUCCUGGACUGGAGGUCCUUGUUGGACAGGGUGUGCACCAGUUCGUUCACUGGACUGGUAUCACUCCUCUGUACCAUGAGGCACGAGCCGCUGUCAUGGGCACUGAAUCUUCAUAA